CUUACAUAUAUAUUUUAGAAUCUAAUGGCAAAAUGGAAGAAUGGAUUAGUCAGUCCACGAUUUAUGUUCUGUGCUUUAUCGCAUUACCGCUAAUAUAUAUUUUUCGCAAACAAGUAAUAAAGCCGAAGGCGGACAAGCGGCACCUGGAGAAACCCAACGAUGAGCGCAAGAAGAGCAUUGCGCCCAUUGCAGAUAAGACCUUGCUAGCCGUGGACAUUCUCAAUUUGCAGUUGUGCAUGCUGGAAUCAAAAAUCUUCAGAGACAUCGAUCCGAUACCAACAUUGACUGUGCGGGAGUUCGCUGGAGCAGUGGGAGAACUGAAGAAAAUCAAGAAGAAGGUAAUUCCCCGUAUCAUCUCCGCGGUGAUAAAGCAGAAUUGCGAGAAAUAGUGGUGAUCGAUGGAUGACGGAUGACGAAUGAGGGGUGAGGGGCGUGGCAAGUUCAAAUGCGAUUGAAGAAGAGGAAAGGUUAACAGUUGCACAUCAAGUUGCGGGGAAUAAAAAUAUUACGUCGUCGUCGUGGGUGAGAAUUCAACUAUGGACAACCGGGACAACUGAGGCAUGGGCAAAUGGCAAAAGGAUGGAGGAGAGUGGGGGUUGGGGUUGGCUUUCUGAAAGGUUGCUGGCAUAUAGAUGGAAUAGGGCAUAAGGCAAUGAUGAGCGGCUUAACAUAUUUGUAAAGACCUUUUUAUUAAAAACAAAAAGCGGACUUAAAGAUUAUUUGCGGGGCACAAGAUGUCGAACGGAGUGCGGGACUUCAUGUCUGGCAUUUGUUUGCAUGGGCGUGAUAUUUUAAUUAUGACCUGAUGUAGAUAUGUAAACGAUGUAUAUGUGCUUUAUUGAGUGCCCCGAUGCUUGACUUAUGCCAAACAAAGGAAAUUGUGAAAGGAAAAAGGUGUUGUCGAAGAAGGAAAAGCUUAAGUUUGAUUAGUCCUCUUAUACUUUACAAAUUGUGCUCGUGAAAGGGUGGACACGUGUUUGCUAAGGGAUAUACAAUA
Molecule: messenger RNA, 997 nt
Organism: Drosophila grimshawi
Lineage: Eukaryota; Metazoa; Arthropoda; Insecta; Diptera; Drosophilidae
Exons: 2
Coding region: 33-389 (118 amino acids)
Source: RefSeq, a predicted model, not a curated record